CUCGUGCCGCUAUGCCUGGUGCGCGGCGUCCCGGCGUUGCUGUAUACGCUGCGCUCCAGUCGCCUGCCCGGAAGGCACAAAGGGGACGUCAGUUUCCCAGGCGGCAAGUGUGACCCUGCUGACCAGGACGUGGUGCACACAGCACUGCGGGAGACCCAGGAGGAGCUGGGCCUGGCCGUGCCCAAGGAGCGCGUGUGGGGCAUUAUGCGGCCUGUGUAUGACCAGGCAAAGGCCACUGUGGUACCUGUGCUUGCCAGCGUGGGCCAGCUGGAUCUGCAGAGCCUCAGGCCCAAUCCCGAGGAGGUGGAAGAGGUGUUUGUACUACCCUUGGCACACCUGCUGCAGACCCAGAAUCAGGGUUAUACCCACUUUUGCCAGCAUGGCCACUUCAGCUACACACUGCCUGUCUUCCUGCAUGGACCACACCGUGUCUGGGGACUUACAGCUAUCAUCACUGAGUUCACCCUACAGCUGCUAGCCCCUGAUACCUACCGACCCUACCUGUCAGCCCUCUGCUGCUCAGUGGCUGAAGGCCUGUCCUCCAGGACUGAAUAAAGUAUAUGGACACUCUAGGCUCCUGCACCUUCUGUAUGGAAGCCCUGACUUUGGACAGACACUGAGGCCACUGGUGGGCCAGAAACAGUUUCCCACAGCAGGGGCACUCCCUGUGUACUUGGAGUCAUUUCAUUUCACUCUCAGCAGCUUUGUGCAGUCCCUGGCUAGUAAAGCUGGAGCUCAGUGGGGAUAGAGAAUUUUCCCUAGGCCACCCCUAGCUGUGAUUUGAACUUGGCCUCUCAGGCUUGGAAGCCCACCCUCUUACUGCCAAACUGCACAGGUCUCCAUGUGUGUCUUUCAUCAUCUUCUUUGUGCCUGGCUGCCCCAUGCUGGGCUUUGGGAUCCAGAGAAGAGUCCAUCACAGUCACACCUCAGAUGCUACACGAUGAGCCCCUGCUGCAUGCCACACAGUGUGGGCACCUGACAGAUGCCCUGUCCUCCCGAGUGGAGGGUGCUCAGUCCAGGGAGAACUUAGACCAGUUCAUACAGAUAAUAGUAUGACUGUACCCUAAUAAAUCACAGACAAUAGUGAAAUUAUACAUCCAUUAUGGAAGAGCAGGGUUCUAUGAGGCAGUUGAGGGGUGGUGGUCCAACCUUGACAUAGUGGUAUGAGAAGACUUCUUGGGUGGUAUCAGCCAAGACAAGCAAUAGAAAACUCUGCCCACCAGCUAGUCUUAUCGAAGAGAACUGUUCAUCACAAACUCCAGAGAUGACUAGCUUCAGGCGUGGCUGAAUCCAGGGGUUCAGUACCACCCCCUCUCCUCCACUGUACUGGUCUCUAAGGGGGUUGUAGAGUCCAGAGAUAUCAGAGAUGAGGAAAGGUCAACAGUUCUAGGAUAGCACAGCACCACCAUCUAUCUCAAGAGGCAACAGCUUCUCUUUGCUAGGCAGUCUAACUUAGAAUUGUACUUCAUUAGCAGCCUUAGUCACAUGCCCUUUUCUAAGACUGUCACGUGGCCUGCUAGAUUUAGGGUACUUGGCAGGGCCUCAGGUACAGAUGUAGGGAGGAGGCUGAACCCCCUGGACUGAAAGAGAAAGGUGACCCCCAAGGAAUACUUGAGGCUCAUACUGUAUACAAAAUGCAUUAAAGACUUCAAUGUAAUGCUUGAAAUGGCAAGACUACUAUGAGAAACCAUAGAGGAAAUGUUCCAGAUAUUGGUAUGGGUAAUUAUUUCCUUUAUAAGUCCCCAAAAGUGCAGGUAAGAAAAGUAAAAAUAUAAGAUUGCAUUAAAAAAAAAAAAA
Fukomys damarensis (Damara mole-rat) is the source of this 1797-nucleotide messenger RNA. RefSeq names its product nudix hydrolase 8 (gene Nudt8). NCBI's taxonomy places the organism in Eukaryota, Metazoa, Chordata, Mammalia, Rodentia, Bathyergidae. The record is from RefSeq and is a predicted model, not a curated record. Gene Ontology annotation, molecular function: coenzyme A diphosphatase activity.